Molecule: messenger RNA, 1873 nt
Organism: Drosophila melanogaster (fruit fly)
Lineage: Eukaryota; Metazoa; Arthropoda; Insecta; Diptera; Drosophilidae
Gene: w-cup
Product: world cup
Exons: 2
Coding region: 76-1305 (409 amino acids)
Source: RefSeq, marked reviewed
GUGAAACAAGUCGGGUCAAUUUUCUGUACACAAAACCAAACAAAACACCGUAAACUCAAAUUUUCGACCUGCAAAAUGGAAGAGACCGAAAUUCUGAAAAAUCAAAAUGUGCCACAAACAGACAAGAUGAAAGCAGCAAGUGCACAUAGUGAACACAACGAGCUGCAUUUUAUGAAUCACUCAUAUUCAGAAGAUUCUAAAGAAUCACUUGGCCAAAUGAGUCUUGAGCAAAAUAAGUUCAGCGCGGUCAAGAAUCUUACGAAACAGCAAUCACAUCUGCACAAUUCGGAAGAAAGUCGAGCACAGGAAAAUACAAACGAAAUAACUAGGAAACCCGCAGAAACUGAAAAAAAGCGGGACAUUUCCAGUAACGAGAAAGAAACGAAAUAUUUUGUUUUAAACAAUUCUAAUGAAUCAAAGGAACAAUACCAGGCAGAAGCAAAGAUAGAAAGGAACAAAUGCAAAGAGUUAAUUAUUGACAAGAUCUCUGAUGAAACUAUCUCCCCGAAAACUAAGGCACAAAGUCAAAUGAAGUUAAAUGAUGCCGUUUCUGAUAAAACGCUUACCAUUGAGAAUGCCCGAAAAUCAAAGCAAUUAAUUGCAGAAGAAACGUUAAAUAGUCCCAAAGAAGAAAGCUCAAAUGUCGUGGAAAAUUUACCAAGCUCACCAGAAAAACCAGUAAAGGAAGAAGUUCAAGAAGCCAAGGAACAGGAUACCAUCAUACCGCAAUCCGAGGAAGUGAAAAUCGAAAAACUGGAUCAAAUGGAGGCAAGUACUUCAUCGGCAGCUCAGGAGGCGGAAAUGAAAAAGCCAAACGAAGUGAUGCCUGGCAAAGAGGAAUACAUUGACCCAAGGGAAAAAAUCAGGAAGGACAUGGAAGAAUAUUUUAGUGGCAUUCAGGCUCUGGAGGUCAAGAAGACAAUUCGCGACGAGCUGAGUGCAAAGGAAGGUGAAGUCAUUUUAAGAGAGGAUCAGCGAAAGAAAACCUGGAAGGGAAUGCUUCUAUCAGUGACCCACACAACCUUAUCUACAUCUACUAGUCACAGCACAUCUUCGGGUAAGCCGCCAAAAUCCGCCGUACAAGCCAUACCACAGCGCACCGCCAAGGCGGACUUCAAAAGGAAAAUGUAUGUCCUUAAGGAGAACUACAAUUAUCGAUUGGAGCUGCUAAAGCAGCUGAAAAAUGACAUGAAAAACAACUACAAAAGCGAGGCCCAGCAACUGUAUAUCCACUAUCACUCCAUUAAGAACCAGACGUUAAAUAGCCCCCCUUUAAAAGAGAUGCUAGACGCAAAAGAGGAAUAAGUGGAUCCACCACCAAAGAUAGGAUAAUAUCACACCAUCAGUUUCUAGAUCGUUGCUCCAUCUAGCACAGACUCACACAAAAGUAAUGAUCAAAAUUAACUAAACACACUACAUUUAUCUACAAUGAAAGGAUUGUUAUUCCUGCUACUGCUGCUACUUACUGCUCACUACACUACACACUCAGUACAAGCACAAUUUUUACAACAUACACCCUACUUCAUUUUCUAAAAAAUAUCCACAAAAGUGUUGCCGGGCUUUCCAAAUCUAGAAGAAUAUAAUAUAACCUAGAACCCGAGCCCCGAAAUCAUAGCUACGAAGUGGGACGACCUGCCGAAAGGGGGAUUCAAUGGGACUGUACCUCUUGCAUUCAUUGUGUGCACUUGCUUCUUUGCAUCUUGAAGAAGUGCAUCUGUAUCUCAUUUACUGAGCUUCCAUGGUACAGUCACCACUCUGAACGCCCCGCGGUAUGCAACAGUAUUUCUGUGCUUUGUAUAUGCCACAAACCUUAAAUUUUCGCCACUUCUGUUUUGCAUGUCGAAAUAAAAGCAAAGACAAUGAGAAUUGACCC